Chelmon rostratus (copperband butterflyfish) is the source of this 1794-nucleotide messenger RNA. RefSeq names its product potassium voltage-gated channel, delayed-rectifier, subfamily S, member 3a (gene kcns3a). Lineage: Eukaryota; Metazoa; Chordata; Actinopteri; Chaetodontiformes; Chaetodontidae. Gene Ontology annotation, molecular function: voltage-gated potassium channel activity. The coding region runs from base 162 to 1478 and encodes 438 amino acids. Gene Ontology annotation, biological process: protein homooligomerization; potassium ion transmembrane transport. The transcript has 2 exons. Gene Ontology annotation, cellular component: membrane; voltage-gated potassium channel complex. The record is from RefSeq and is a predicted model, not a curated record.
CCGCCCCGAGCCUGAGCUGGACCCUGAACAGCGCACCGCAGUCCAGCGCGCUGGACCUCCGGGCUGAGCGAAGAGGAGGCAGGAGCGACGCAUGGCCAGGCGACGAAGCCUCUGAGAUUUCCACCCAAGAUUGCUGACUAGCGUCAAGCAGCUGCUGCAUCAUGGUGUAUGGACAGAUCCUUCGUCCGCACGGCCCUGACGAUUGCUUCAUCAAUGUCAACGUUGGCGGCUUCAAACAACGAAUGGAGCACGACGUUCUGAAACGCUUCCCGCAGACACGUCUGGGCCGCCUUCUGUGUUGUAGCUCCAGAGAAGCAAUCCUGGAGCUCUGUGACGACUUCAGCCCUUCUGAAAUGGAGUACUACUUUGACCGCAAUCCGCGCUUUUUCUGCUACGUUCUGAACUUCUACCUCACAGGCAAAAUCCACCUGGUGGAAGGGUUGUGCAUAGUCUCCUUUGUUCAAGAGAUUGAGUAUUGGGGCAUCAAGGAGCGCCACCUGGACUUCUGCUGCAGCAACAAAUUCCACGAACUGAUGGAGCUCGCUGAGAAUAAGUGCUGGGAUCAGAGGAGUGACGAGCUGCAGCUCCACACCUCGGACUCGUUUAGCGAGGAGCUGUCAAGUUUGGAGGAGGACAUAGAUUCGUUUGAAGGUUUGUGGUGUGCGGAUGUCCGCAGGAAUAUUUGGCUUCGACUUGAGAACCCAGGUUACUCCACUUCAGCCAAAGUGAUGGCUGUGGCAUCCCUGAGUGUGGUCAUUAUCUCUAUUGUUGCCAUGUGUGUCCACAGCAUGCCAGACUUCCAUCCGGUGGGUCUCAGUGAGAAGGAGGUUGAAAACCCAGUGCUGGAUUUCUUUGAGAGCUUCUGUGUUUUGUACUUCUCUGCAGAGUUCAUUCUCCGUUUGGCUGUUGCACCGUCAGCCAGGAAGUUCCUAUGCAGCCCUCUCAAUAUCAUUGACUUAAUGUCAAUUAUGCCCUACUACGUGACGAUAGCCUGUGAUACAAUGAAUGAAGGUGAGAACACGGAGCUGGAGAAUGUUGGCAAGGUGGUGCAGAUCUUGAGGUUGAUGCGAAUCUUCCGCAUAUUGAAACUGGCUCGCCACUCAGCUGGGCUCCGCUCUCUUGGUGCGACACUGCAACACAGCUCCCAUGAAGUAGGGCAGCUGGUUCUUUUCUUGUCCGUCGGCAUUUCCUUGUUUUCUGUUCUUAUUUAUUUUGUCGAGAAAGAAUCUCAAGAGUCGGAGCUGCAGACUAUCCCCAUAGGCUGGUGGUGGGCCACCAUCAGCAUGACAACAGUGGGCUACGGGGACACCUUUCCCGUCACGCUUGCUGGGAAGCUGAUUGGAACCCUGUGCAUCGUCUGUGGGCUGCUGAUUGUGGCUCUGCCCAUUACUAACAUCUUCAAUAAAUUCUCCAAGUUCUAUCAGAGGCAAAGUCACAUAGAUCUUAAACAAAGCAAUAACCGAACCCUCGUCAGCUAGUCUGACUCACAGGAAGUAGGCUGUUGGUAUAAGCCUGCUAUUGGCCGCCUAUUUCAGUCAGCAUUGUCCUCCCCUUCCGCUAUCUGCAUGCUGCUAUUUUGCAAGGGCACCUUCGCUGCAUACGUGGUUUAGCGCCGCCCAAGACAAGUGUGAUUGGUUUAAAAAAAUACAAACCAGAGCCAGACCUGCAGUGCUGACACAUCGCUAAAACAAAGUGUGGAGAUCAGUGCUGCUCUGCAAGACUACUCUCCAGCAAGCUUUUUUAAGGACUACCAUAAUGUGAUAUCAAAACUCACAAGAACUCAAAAGAAGUCGU